Messenger RNA from Menidia menidia (Atlantic silverside), 3085 nucleotides. NCBI's taxonomy places the organism in Eukaryota, Metazoa, Chordata, Actinopteri, Atheriniformes, Atherinopsidae. The record is from the annotation of a GenBank genome assembly.
CCGGCAUAAAGUUAUUACCUUUUAUAAAUACCUUAUAAUUUCUGAAGCAUUUUCAUAAAGAGGGAGGCGAGGCGCUCAAAUCUUCACCUACUUUUCACGAUCAUUGUUUGCUCGGACAUACUGUAACAAUUCAUGCGGUUUGGGUCGCGUGGUUUAUUUGACGUAGCCUAUAUCAGUGGGGCUUAUAAUUGUAGAUACUACCUCUUUAGAGGAAAUUAUUAUGUCUUAUUUGUUCCCGCUCACCGAAAUCUUCCUGCUCUUCGGUGUUUGUAAAACGAACGCCUUCUUUUACAAAGUGAUGAGACAGCGGAAGUAGAUUUUAGUGUGCCAUGUAACCAAAGAUUGUUGCUCUGCGGCGAAGAGUUCUUAUUGUCAGCUGUUGAUCGAAGUUACAAAAAUGUGUGCAUAUUAAUGGUAGUUUAAGAUUUGUUGGAGAUAUUUCUGAAUGUUAUGUCAGUGCUGACAACUUUGGUGUACCUAUUUGUGUUAGCCUGCAUAUUGUCGAAAGCAGCCAAGUAACGCAAUCCCGCAAGGCAACAAAGAUUGCAUUGUACAGUAGUACAAUGCUGCAGGGAGGGUCAGAAGGCAAUCAUGGCUGCACCUUUAACCCUUUGGUUGUAGUGGAGCUGGCCUCAAACACCAAAGAAGAAGCUAUUGUGUGGCUGCUGAGCAAGAUAAGGACCAGACAGCAGAAUGGAGGUGCUGGGCUGCUCAUCGAACAGUUAGGGCCUGGGGUUUUGGCUCAUGAAAAGGAAAAUCGCAACGUGUAUCUGGUGGGUGCCUCUAGGGAGAGGCUACUCUUUGGUGCGGAAGAUGUGGGCCUGUUUAAGGAAUAUAAUGACGGGUCUAUGAGGUGCUUUGGCUUUACCAAUAAACAGAACUUCAAAGAUUUCAAAGGGGAUGGAGAUGGGUUCCUAAGCAUGGCAGAGUGUCAGUACAUUAUCAAACAUGCUCUGGAAACACUGCGAGCCAAAGAUGAGAUGCAUGUACCAGGAUACAGCCAGGCUAAGCUAUACCCUGGGAAAUCAAUCAUUCGGAGGCUACUGUCCAAUGGCAUCCUGAUCCAAAUUUUUCCUCUGCAUGAAAAAGAAGAACUGAAGAGACUAUCUUUUUCUUGGUAUAAAAGAUUCAAGUUUUCCUUUCAGCCUCUUGAUGAAAUCAGACACUACUAUGGUGAGGGACAAGCACUCUACUUUGGCUUUCUGGAGUACUUCACAAUUGCCCUGUUACCCAUGGCCUUAAUUGGAGUGCCUUACUAUCUUUUUGACUGGGAAGAUUAUGACAAAUAUGUAGUAUUUGCCAUCUUCAACGUGGUCUGGUGCACACUUGUCCUUGAGUUAUGGAAGAGAUGCAGUGCUUCGCUAGCCUAUCGAUGGGGUACAUUGAGCAAGAAAAAGGCCUUUGAAGAACCUCGACCUGGCUUUCAUGGCACCCUUGGGUUGAACCUUGUGACGGGCCGUGAGGAGCCUCUCUACCCAAAUGCCAAGCGUCAGCUUCGUAUCUGUCUGGUGUCCCUGCCCUUUGUACUGCUUUCUCUUUAUCUGUCAUUAUACAUUAUGAUGAUUUACUUUCAAAUGGAAGGAUGGGUGCUGUCUGUUCAUGAUGCUGAGCCUACCUUCUGGACAGGAGUACUUUCAUUCAUUCCCAGUGUUAUCUAUGCUGUGGUAAUUGAAAUCAUGAACCUGAUCUACAGAUAUGCGGCCGAGUUCCUCACUGAAUGGGAAAAUCACAGGCUGGAGUCCUCAUAUCAGAAUCACCUUGUCCUUAAAAUAUUAGUCUUCAACUUUUUCAACUGUUUUGCUUCACUGUUCUACAUUGCCUUUGUCGUGCAAGACAUGGUUCUACUGAGACAGAGCCUGGCCACCUUGCUCAUCACCAGUCAGAUCUUAAAUCAGUUAAUGGAAGCCUUCCUACCCUACUGGCUUCAGAGGAGACGCAAUAAAAAGAUGAUUCAUAAAGUUCAAAUGAAAAAAAUUAGUGAAGAUAAAGAGCUUCCCUUGGAAGAACAAGUUAAACUGGAAGCCAGUAUGAGCACAUACUUGGGAACAUUUGAUGACUAUCUGGAGCUGUUCCUUUUGUUUGGUUAUGUCAGUCUAUUCUCCUGCGUGUACCCUCUGGCUGCUAUAUUGGUGGUAUUUAACAACAUCACAGAGAUUUACUCUGAUGCCUUCAAGAUGUGUCGUGUUUUCAAAAGACCUUUUGCUGAUCCAGCUGCAAACAUCGGAGUUUGGCAGCAUGGACUGCUGGCUUUCAAAUUCAUCCUGACCUUCAUUAUCCCAGAUGUUCCAAAAGACAUCCAGAAUAAAUUAGCCCACAUGGAAUUUGAAUCGCUGGAAGCUCUUAAGAAAAAGAAAAUGCAAGAAGCCUUGGAACACAGUAAGAGUUUCCAGUAAGGAGUACAGGGGGGCGUAUAGAUACUGAGGACAGUUCCUCUGUUUACAUUGUGUUGCCCGAAGCUGAAUUUAUGUUUGAAAAAAUAACGAUGAUAUGUUGUUUUUUUUUGUAUAUGUAGGAUUUAUACACACAGAUGGAAAUCUAAUCCGCUACGAAGAAGCACUUAUGUGUUGUCCUCAAUUUGUGGUUCAUUGCUGAUUUACAUCUAACAUGACAUCUACCUGAUGUCUGAUCAAUUAACCAAAGAAUUUGAGCUGAGAAGUUAAUUAAUUCAGCUGCAGGAAUUUAAAAUAAAGUGUUAUGUGGGUUAACAUAUCAGACUUUUCAGAUAUAUGGUUAACACUGUUUAGAUAGGAAGAGGAAUUUCUCUGCCUUCUCCUUUCUCUCUGAAUAGAUCACAGCAAAUACUUAUCUUAUGCUGACUUUUAGCAUGUAAUGUUACAUUAUGUAAAUUGUAUAACACUAUAACUUGUUUGACCAUGUGUUCUUGUUGCACCCUUGGUGACUUGAAAUGUAAUGUAAACUGAGUAAACAUUUUCUGUGUUCCACACUCACUGUCAAAACCUUUGGAGAAGAACAAGGGAGCUAACAGUUGUUUGUUCCCUACCGUUCUUAUCUUGCAAUAAAUUUGAAUUGAAUAUGACAAAAAUUUUUAAUGUCAUGUUGUACUUUGUAAGUAAAGAAUAUAAGU